Neolamprologus brichardi is the source of this 10941-nucleotide messenger RNA. Lineage: Eukaryota; Metazoa; Chordata; Actinopteri; Cichliformes; Cichlidae. The record is from RefSeq and is a predicted model, not a curated record.
GAGAAUGGUGCACCUCAGUGCUCACAGGUGCGUGAUAUUAUCCAACUCGGAUUUUGUACUCUUGCAACUUUAACCGAGGUACGCGGUUGACAAGGUUGCAUGCACAAAGUUGAAGGUGUUUCCUCUGCAGUUAAACUCUACAAAUGGCUUGGAUUAUUCACCCGCAUCUGCACGGGACUGGCGCCGCUCUGAUUCUGCUCGCAGUGAUUCUGACAGGUGAUGUGAUUGCACAGGUUUUUGACAGCUAUGGAUUAUCAUACGCUUUGAGGGCUGAGCUGUCAGAAGACACGAUACUGGUUGCCAAUAAUGGGAUACGCGUGCCUUUCGGGAGAUCAGUCUUCAUUGAUCCCAUCAACGAUUUGGUUAUCCAAGUUCAGCCCGGUGAUAGAUGCAGCAUAACAGUCCUAGACAACGAUCCUUUGUCUCAAAGGCCUGGACACCUGUCUCCGAAAAAGUUUCCGUGUGAAUUUGGUCCCAAUGACGUGAAGUAUUCUCACUUUGGAUCUCGGAGUCCCCCGAAGGAUAGAGUGAGGUUACAACUCAGGUACGACACGCAAACGGAUACAAUUAUAAUACCUUUUAUGAUGGAGGUGGAGGUUAUUUUUACGCAGCUGGAGGUGCUGACGAAAAACAUGCCGCUCACUGUUGAAAAACUGCUCGGCACAAGUAAUCCCAUCGAUAAGAAAAUUUUAGAAUUCACCUAUGAUAGAAGUGCGCAUCAGUGCAAAAUAGCUUCCCUCUCCAGUGGCAAUGUGCUGCCCAGGUAUGGAAAACUUGUGGAUGAAGAGAGCCUCGGAACAAUGGUGGACUGUGAUGAGUUUAUUAAAAUGAACACCCGUUAUCAGCACACUUUCGCUUUGAAGUCACCUAACAGAGAUUACAUUCCGAUGGUUGUGGAAUUACAUGAUAAAGAAGGCAAUUUGCUCAAGCAGGAAUUUUUCCAGAUUCUGGUCAGAAUCAAAGAGGGAGAAGACAACAUACCUCCUAAACCCAGCUUUGUUGCCAUGAUGAUGAUGGAAGUAGAUCAGUUUGUAAUGACAGCAAUAACCACGGAUAUGCUGGCUGCAGAGGAUGUUGAGUCUAAUCCCGAUGAAUUAAUCUUCAAUAUUACAUCUCCCCUGUCCUUUGAGGAAGGCUACAUAGUAAGCACUGAUGAUAGGAAUUUGCCAAUAACCUCAUUUUACCAAGGAGACCUCAAAGAGCUGAAAAUUGCCUACAAGCCCCCUGCUGUGGAUUCGGACACUGAGAGGAUUUUUCAGAUUGAGUUUGAGGUUGUGGAUGGAGAGGGAGCUGUGUCAGAUCCUUUUGCUUUCAUGAUUGUUGUAAAGCCUAUGAACACGCUGGCCCCUGUGGUUACUAGGAAUACAGGACAAUUGCUGUAUGAGGGUCAGUCCAGGCCUCUGUCCAGUUCACAGAAUCUGGAAAUCAGUGAUGAGGAUAAUUUAGAGAAAGUCAAAAUGACUGUUAUUGAUGGCCUGAGGCAUGGUGAAUUGACUGUUCUGGGCUCCAGGAGGAAAUUUUUCACCCCAGCUGACCUUGAUGCUGGUGUAGUCAUUUAUCAACAUGAUGGCAGUGACACGUACAGUGACAAUAUUGUUUUCAGAAUGACAGAUGGCACAAAUGAGGUGGAGUUUCUGUUUCCUAUUACUGUUGUGCCAACAGACGACGAGCCUCCCAUUAUAAAUGCCAACACUGGUUUGGUUUUAUUCAAAAACCAAAUGAUGCCUAUCACCUCUCUUAUGCUCAGUGCAGCAGACAUCGACUCAGAGGAUUCCACAAUUAAAUUCACAAUCGAGCCUCCUUUUUCCACACUGGGACAGGUGAUGCUGCGUCAGUCUGAGGCCCCAGAAGACCCAUCAACCUGGAAGUUUAAUACAGAGGACGAAAUGUAUGAGAAAGUAGUGACUGAAUGGCUGCAGCAGGAUAUUACUGAUGGCAAACUGUUUUACAAGCACAUUGGACCUCACAGUACCAGCACAAUCAUGGAUCAGUUUGUGUUUACCGUUCAAGAUGACAAUGACCCACCUAAUCAAUCAGGUCAAGGCUCAUUUGUCAUCAAAAUUCUCCCUGUUGACGACCUUCCACCUGAACUGUACCCUGGGGCGACGCUGCAAAUGACUGUGCAUGAGUAUCAGCUUACUUACUUCCGAAAGAAAUUCCUCCGUUACACUGACCUCGAUUCAGACGAUCGUGAUCUCAAAUAUACAGUCGUGCAGCCACCGACAGACACAGAUGAGAACAGCCCUGUUGUACUGGGAGCUUUGGUAUUGACUGAAAAUCCAAACACCGAAGUCACAACUUUCACUCAGGCUCAAAUCAAUCACCACAAAAUAGCUUACAAACCACCUGAUCUUGAGCUUGGAAUUACCACUCAUGUUUUGCAGUUUAGAUACACUGUUGAGGAUGUUUCUGGGAAUACUGUAGAAGGGGUUUUCACUAUAUUUUUAAAGCCUGUGGACAACAAGCCGCCUCAAAUAAAGAACUCUGGAUUUACUGUGCUUGAGCGUGGCAGACAUAUCCUUACGAGUGCUGAGCUGGACACCUCUGACACAGACACGGAAAACAAAAAGAUAACCUUCACUUUAACUCAGCCACCGCUGCAUGGUCAGGUCCAGUUUACAUUCACUGAUAUGACCAAAGGAAAUGCUUUCACUCUAGAGGAUAUUGCAAAUGCCCUAAUUUCAUACAUUCAUAAUGGAGAUGAAUCAACAGUGGAUUCCAUACAAAUAGAUGUCAGCGAUGGGGUGCACAUAGUCCCGAUUACUAUAAAGAUCAAUGUGAAGCCAAUUGAUGAUGAGGCUCCAACUAUAAGUCUUCCUGCUGGCACAAUUGGCUCCUACAUAGAUGUACUGGAAAAUGGAGCAACAGAAAUCACGAGUAAUGUCAUUCAAGGAAGAGAUGAGGACACAGAUGACCUCAGAUUAACCUUCAUAGUUGAAGACCCGCCGUCAUUGGGUGAAAUCCUGGUUAGAGGUGUUUCAUCAGGCACAUUCACCCAAGCUGAUAUUAUUAAUGGCUUUGUGGUCUAUGCUCACACAAGUGGGGAGAUAGGCUCGAGCACCAAGGAGGACUUUUUCAAUCUCACUUUGACAGACAUGUCUGAUGAGUGGACUGUGGGAGGAAAUAAGAUCACAGGUGUCAGAGUGCAUGUCACAAUUCUUCCUCUGGACAGCCAGGCUCCAGAGGUCUUUGUGGGGCCGCAGUUCACUGUUGUUGAGGGAGAGAAGAAUGUCAUUCAGAUUCUCCACAUAAGCGCAGAUGAUGUCGACACCCCCAGCGAUGACCUUCUAUGUACAAUCAUCGUACAGCCGACUUCAGGGUAUGUGGAAAAUAUUUCCCCAGCCCCAGGCUCAGAGAAAUCCAGGUCUGGAACAGCUAUUAGUGCUUUCACCAUCAAGGACAUCAAACAGAAUCACAUUUAUUAUGUUCAAAGCAUUCACAAAGGAGUCGAGCCAGUAGAAGACAGGUUUACAUUCAGAUGCUCUGAUGGCAUCAAUUUCUCUGAAAGGCACUUUUUCCCCAUCUCCAUAAUCCCCUCUAAUGAUGAAAAGCCAGAGAUUUACAUGAGAGAGUUUGUGGUUAUGGAGGGCAUGAACAUAGUUAUUGACACUCCCAUUCUGAAUGGUGCUGAUGCUGAUCUCCCCUCUGAUCAUCUGACAUUCAUCAUCACCAAACCCCCCAAGCAUGGAUUUAUUCUCAAUCAGCUCACUACUGGCACCGUCCCCGUGUCUAACUUUACCUUGGAUCAGAUCAGGGAGGCCUCCAGCUACGUGUAUGAGCACGAUGACUCAGAGACCACAGAGGACAGCUUUGAUAUUGUUCUUACAGAUGGAAAGUUCGUUGCGGAGAAAACAGUCAUUGUUAUGAUUAUCCCUGUGGACGACGAAACCCCAAGGAUGGCAAUCAAUGAUGGCCUUGAAAUAGAGAUAGGUGAUGUGAAAGUCAUUAACAGCGAUGUUUUAAAAGCUACUGAUCUGGACUCUGAGGAUAGCACGCUAACAUAUAUAAUUCGAUACGGACCCGGUCAAGGGUAUUUGCAAAGAGCGACGCCUUCGGGGACGUUGCAAAAUAUCACAGUUGGAAUGAAUAUUACACAAAACGAGGUGGAUCAGGGUCUGAUUGUGUACAUCCACAAUGGACAAGAGGGAAUUCGAGACCUCAUCAAGUUUGAUGUGACUGAUGGCAUCAACCCUUUGAUUGACAGAUACUUCUAUGUUACAAUCGGCAGCAUAGACAUGGUUUUCCCUGAUGUGGUCAGUAAAGGUGUAUCUCUUAAAGAGGGUGGCAGGGUUACUUUGACAACAGACCUCCUCAGUACCAGUGACCUCAACAGCCCAGAUGAACACUUAGUUUUCACAAUCACCCGAGCGCCAGUGAGAGGACACCUGGAGUGCACAGACACACCUGGGAUGCCCAUCUCAUCCUUUACACAGCUCCAGCUGGCUGGCAACAAAAUCUACUACAUUCACACAUCAGACGAUGAAGUGAAAAUGGAUAGCUUUGAAUUUGAAGUGACUGAUGGCUAUAAUCCCGUGUUCCGCACUUUCCGCAUCUCCAUCGCUGAUGUGGAUAAUAAAAAGCCUGUACUGACGGUACACAGUCUGGCAGCGACUGAGGGAGAAAACAAACUCAUCACACCUUUCGAGCUAACAGUUGAAGACAGGGACACCGUUGACCGUCUCUUGAAAUUCACAGUCACUCAGAUUCCAGUUCAUGGUCGCCUGCUCUUUAACAACACCCGGCCUGUCACCUCAUUCACAAAGCAGGACUUGAAUGAGAACUUGAUCAGCUACAGGCACGAUGGCACAGAGAGUACAGAGGACAGUUUCUCCUUCACUGUCACCGAUGGCACUCACACAGACUUCUAUGUCUUCCCCGAUACUGUAUUUGAGACCCGAAAGCCUCAAAUGAUAAAGAUUACCAUCCUCUCCGUGGAUAAUGGUGUACCACAGGUUCUGGUUAAUAAAGGUGCCCCAACACUGCGGGUUCUGGAGACAGGCCACUUGGGCUUUGUGAUCACUAGUAAGACCCUGAAAGCAGAGGACAGAGACAGCAUUCAGAACUCUGUGACCUUUAGGAUUACUGUAGCCCCAGAACAUGGCUACCUUAUCAACCAUGCCAGAGGAAAUGCAACUAUCAACAGCUUCACGCAAGCUGAAAUUGAUGACAUGAGCAUAUGCUAUAUUCUGAGGGAUGGGGACAACGCGACAAACGACAUCUUUCAUUUCUCCAUUGAGGACAGCGGCGGCAACAAACUGAAGAACCAACAGUUCCGUCUGAACUGGGCUUGGAUCUCCUUAGAGAAACAACACUACGUGGUGAACGAGGAGGCCAAGUUCCUGGAGGUGGUGCUGAAGAAGAGGGGCUACCUGGGAGAGACAUCAUUCAUCAAGUCGACAGUGUUUAUACCCUCCGCCGUCUACAACAUAGAGGAAGACAUAGGUGAGCUGCUUAUCCCUGUACGCAGAAGCGGGGAUGUCAGCCAGGAGCUCAUGGUCAUAUGUUACACCCAGCAAGUUUCUGCAACAGGCACCAUCCCCACCACCGUGCUGUCCUACUCCGAUUACAUCUCCAGGCCUGAGGACCAUCACAGCAUCCUGCGCUUUGACAAGGGAGAGAUAGAAAAAUCCUGCCGCAUUGUCAUCAUCGACGACUCCCUGUACGAAGACGAGGAGAGCUUCAAUGUCACCCUCAGCAUGCCCAUGGGGGGCUGUCUGGGCUCUGAGUUUCCCACGGCGAGAAUCACAAUAAUUCCUGAUAUGGAUGAUGAUCCCGUCUUCUACUUUGGCAACACAGGCUACCACGUGGAUGAGAGUGACGGCUACGUGGAGGCGCAGGUGUGGAGGACAGGGACUGAUCUUUCCAAAGGAGGAACUGUCACAGUGCGCUCCAGAAAGACAGAUCCCGUCUCAGCUGAAGCUGGUGUGGAUUACGUGGGGAUCAGCAGGAAUCUAGACUUUGCACCAGGGGUCACCAUGCAGACAGUUCGCGUGACAAUCCUGGAUGAUCUGGGUCAGCCAGUGCUGGAAGGGCCAGAGAAGUUUGAACUGGUACUACGGAUGCCAAUGAAUGGGAUCCUCGGGGAGCCAAGCAAGACUGCUAUCAUCAUCAACGACUCCGUUUCUGACUUGCCAAAGGUGCAGUUCCGUGAAGCUACGUAUGUGGGCAAUGAGAACUUGGGGCAGAUCUCAGCCACUGUAUACCGUAGCGGUGAUAUCAGUUACAAGUCCACAGUACGCUGUUACAGCAGACAGGGAACAGCACAGGUCAUGAUGGACUUCAAUGAGAGGCCUAACACAGACGCUUCUAUCAUCACCUUCUUACCAGGAGAAAUUGAAAAACCGUGUUUACUGGUUUUGGUUGAUGACACUGAACACGAAGAAGAGGAAGAGCUCCGUCUUGUUUUGGGAAGCCCUAAGAGUGACUCUCCAUUUGGAGCAUCCAUUGGAGAGCAAAAUGAAACACUGAUCAAGAUAAAAGAUGAUGGCGACAAGGCAAUUAUUAGUUUUGGAGAGACCAAAUUCAGUGUGACUGAGCCCAAGGAAAGUGGCCAAGUGUCUGUAGUAAGGAUCCCAGUGCUGCGUGCUGGAGACACAUCCAAGGUCUCUGUUGUCCGAGUUCACACCAAAGAUGGAUCUGCUACCUCUGGGGAGGACUACCAUCCCAUAUCUGAGGAAAUUAUUUUCAAACAAGGUGACCGAGAGCAUUUUGUGGAGGUGGAGAUUUUAUAUGAUGGUGUAAGAGAAAUGAGGGAGGCGUUCACCGUGCAUCUGAAGCCUGACGAGAACAUGGUGGCAGAGACAAAGAUGAGUAAAGCCAUCAUUUAUAUUGAGGAGACCAACAGCAUGGCAGAUGUGACAUUCCCCUCAGUGCCCAGAGUGGUGUCGCUGCUGCAUUACGAUGACCCCGAUGGAACCAGGGGCUCUCUGCCUGUGGCCGGAUACCCAGUCAUUUGUGUCACUGCUUGUAAUCCUAAGUACCUAGACUAUGACAAAACAGGCUCCAUCUGCGUUAGCGAGAACAUCAACAAUACCCUAACUCGGUAUCGUUGGCUCGUCAGCGCCCCCACUGGUCCAGACGGCGUUACCAGCCCGAUGAGGGAAGUUGACUUUGACACCUUCUUCACCUCGUCUAAAAUGAUAACUCUGGAUUCAGUCUAUUUCCAGGCUGGUUCUAGGGUUCAGUGUGCAGCAAGAGCUGUGAACUCUAAUGGAGAUGAAGGUCUAGAACUCACUAGCCCCAUAGUAUCCAUCAGCACGGACGAGGGGAUGUGCCAGCCCCGUGUUGCAGGCACAGUGGGGGCCGAGCCCUUCUCUGCUAAGCUGCGAUACAGUGGAGCAGAAGACACAGACCACCCCAAUCUUAUCAAACUAACUGUCACCAUGCCUCACAUUGAUGGUAUGUUGCCUGUAGUAUCUACACGGCCUCUGUCAAACUUUGAGCUGACGCUUAGCCCCGACGGUACCCGUGUUGGGCACCAUCGCUGCUCCAACUUGCUGGACUACACUGAAGUUAAGACUCGCUAUGGCUUCCUCUCUGAUGCCACCAAAAAUCCAGAAGUAAUUGGCGAGACUGCACCUUACCAGUACAGCACUUCCCUCAGGGGAUCCAGCACACUACGAUUCUACAGAAACCUUAACUUGGAGGCUUGUUUGUGGGAAUUCACAAGCUACUAUGACAUGUCUGAGCUGCUCAGCGACUGUGGAGGCACCAUCGGAACUGACGGACAGGUGCUUAAUCUGGUCCAGUCCUUUGUGACCCUACGAGUCCCAUUACAUGUGUCAUAUGUCUUUCACUCCCCCGUGGGAGCGGGAGGAUGGCAGCACUUUGACUUACAGUCAGAGCUGAGGCUAACGUUUGUGUACGACACUGCCAUCUUAUGGAGAGAUGGAAUCGGUAGCCCGCCAGAAGCUGAACUACAAGGUGCCCUUUACCCAACCAGCAUGCGUAUAAAUAGUCAAGGACAACUAGUUGUCAACUUCCGCACAGAAGCUCGAUUCAGAGGCCUGUUUGUGUUUUCACAUCCAGCGUCACUACUCACCUCCAUGGUUAUGUGUCCUGAACACCCUGGUUUAACCUUUAACCUUAGCCUUGUCAGGACUGAGCCAACUUACAGCCAGCCUAUCCAGCAGUGGAUAUUCAUCUCUGAUUUUGCUGUGCGUGACUACUCUGGCAUGUACACAGUGAAGCUCCUCCCCUGUACGUCACCUCCCAGCCUGGAGUACGCAGUCCCUCCUGUCUGCAAUCCCAGAGAGCCUCUCACCUUUGACCUGGAUAUCCGCUUUCAGCAGGUUAGUGAUCCAGUGGCUGCUGAGUUCAGUCUGAACACACAGAUGAUCUUACUUUCUAAACGGACACUUUGGCUCUCAGACGGCUCCAUGGGCUUUGGACAGGAGAGUGACACUGCUUUCUCAGAGGGGGAUGCAGUUUAUGGGAGAGUGAUGGUGGACCCAGUACAGAACUUGGGCAGCUCCUUUAUUUGUAACAUAGAAAAAGUGUUCCUGUGCACUGGAGCAGACGGAUACGUCCCUAAAUAUAACCCGAGCAAUUUUGAGUUCGGCUGUCUGGCUGAUGCUCCAUCACUGCUUUACAGAUUCAAGAUCAUUGACAAGGCCCAGCCGGAGACACAGGCUCGGGUAUUUGGUGAUGUACCUUUUAAUGCCUUCCUGGCAGUGGAUGACCCCGGUGCUUUAGCACUGGUGAGACAACCUGGUUCAGAUGGUUUCAGAAUGGAUUCUACAGCUCUUUUCCAGGUGGCUGCAGGAAGAGAGUGGUACAUACACACCAUCUACACUGUCCGGUCCAAGGACAAUGCUAACCGUGGCAUAGGGAAGAGAAGCCUGGAGUACCACGUGAUGAGUCAGCACACUGAUUUGCUUCCGAAGAGUCAACAUCGCCUCAGAAGAUCAGCUAAUGACGUCCUAGAUAUAGUAGAGGACAUUGGUGUGAGUAACAAUCGUGGCACCAACAUCCUGCACAUCGCCCUGGACCGCAGUGGCCAACAGAGGACGAGCCCGGACAGGGAGAUCUUUACCAAAGGACACAUCCCUCGAGAGCUCAAAGAGAGGGACAGUGACGACAGCCUGGUUUUGAUGAUUGGUAUCUUUGUGGGGCUGCUACUUACCGUUCUCGUCAUCAUUGUGGUGGUGUUACUAGUUCGGUCCAAACAAGAGAAGAAAGAAGUGCCCAGGAACUCCAGCAGCGCAGAGCCCAUGAUGACACAAAACAUCAGUGACAACUCAGAAGUCUAACUGACAGACUGAAGAUCGAGAAAGUUAUUUUAUGUUGCAAGUGCCUCACAUUUACAUAAAAAAAACUGAAGAUUGCGUGUGAAACAACACAAACUACAAGAGCUUUGAUUCUAUUCAGAAAUCUACUUGAAAUAUUGCAUCACUCCUCAUGCUGGAGAGUGGUUUGGACACUAGGAAACGGACAGUGUUAGUAGCUGUUUUAAGGCACUUGUCGAGUUGUCACUUAUUAAUUGGCCUUUGAUGCCACUUGAUCCAAAAAGGUGUUAUUAAGUUUCCAAAGGUGCUACAGAAGAUGCCUCUUACCUUGAAUGGCGUUUGGUGUUUUGCUGAGUAGGUCUAGAGAGGCCGGAUAUUUUGCAUUUGCUGACACUGUCCACAGUACGCUUUCACUGGAAAAACCUGUCUGUUCUUACAGAGAAUGAUUCGAUUCUGUGUGUGCCUAAGAAGUCACAGGACUUUGCGGUUUUAUGAUGUAAAAUGUGCGUCCUGUGUGUUCCGUAAAACGCUCAAUUGAAAAUCAUCCAAGUGAAUAUAAUUUUCUUGUGCUUAUGUUCUUGCAUGCAAUUAAUUUUUGUACUUUACGAUUUUAAAAAAAGUCUCACUGCUGAUUUAAACUGGCUUGUGGCAAAUGUGUCUGAUCUACUGUACUUCCACAUGUUUGUAUUUUACAGUAUAUCCCAUAAGAAACUGUAUUUAUCUAAUGGUAAUUGUUCUUCUCUUAGUUAACAUAUGACACUGAAUCAGAUAGGGGAACUUAAACAGUUCUCUUAAAGGAUCCUGUGGUGUUACAGCAGCUUUCGGGAUAGCUGGUCUGCAGUGUACAGUGUAAUGUAGUAAUGGUUUCACAUCCACUAUUUCUAACAGGAACUACAUUCACAACUGGUACGCUUAAAUUCUACUGUAAGUGUUGCCUACUGUAGCUUUGUAGAGCUUGCUAAAUCCCUUUCUCAACAGGGCUACAUGUUGACUGUGCUUUUUUUAUGCUUUAUUUCACUUAAAGGGAAUGAAAUGUUUAAUCUGCAAUCAUUCUCUCUUUGAUUUUUUGAUAUUUUGGUUUUAAAUAUAUUUAUUUUCCAAGUAUUGUUCUGUUGACACAAAUCAAUCCUUUUCCGCCUUUGAUUUUGAUUCAUCAAAUCUUUUUUUCUCAAACGGUAUGACAUGCUUAUUAUUGUGAUAUUGCAGUAGAUAUUAACAGUUUGCAUUGAAAGAAAAAACGCUAAAAACUUUAUCCAUGUUGCCAUAAAAUCCGAUUACCUCAUACUGCUGUGUAUCCUAUAAUAAACAUCAACUUCAUAAUCACUUUAUAAAUGUCAAGUUCGUUUGCUUUUUUUAUUAUUAUUUUGAAAUUGAAAACAAUUCUAUGCAACCGGUGAUAAAAUACCUUGAUGAAAUGUUUAUCCACAGUAUGAGUUUUUUGUUUUUCAGUGCACAUUUUGCUUGCUAAUCUAGGUUUGACACUGUAUCAAUGUACUGUGCUUCUUUUACUAUACUCUAAUACGCUGAGUGCAUUUUUUAUGCACAUUGAUGUAUCUAUGUAUAUACACAUAUGUAUUACAUAUAAAUAUACCAUUUGGAUGUUUUGGGAACCGUUACUGUUAAAAGAUGCAUACUGUAUGUGCUGUAAGUAUUUGUAACAUAGACCAGGAAGACAACAUGGUCUGCAAAUAAAUAAUUUUUCAAGAAAAUAGCA